Brassica napus (rape) is the source of this 631-nucleotide messenger RNA. Its product is annotated as glycine-rich RNA-binding protein 3, mitochondrial-like. Gene Ontology annotation, molecular function: RNA binding. The record is from RefSeq and is a predicted model, not a curated record. The coding region runs from base 85 to 429 and encodes 114 amino acids. Lineage: Eukaryota; Viridiplantae; Streptophyta; Magnoliopsida; Brassicales; Brassicaceae. The transcript has 4 exons.
UUAUUAAAUCAUUGCUAAACCUAUCGUAUCAUUUAAGCAAUUCGCACAUUCGAUCCUCUUUCAAUCUAUCGAAAAACAUAACAGAUGUUCCUGUCUCAGUGUGCGCUUCGUAUGUAUUUAUCAUCUUCAUUACGACAUCUGACAACUACUCGUGGUUCUUGUUCGAAAUUAUUCGUUGGAGGGCUUAGCUACGACACUAACGAACCUGUCUUGAAGAAUGAGUUUGAAAAGUACGGUGAAGUUUUACAUGUGAGGGUCAUAUGCGAUCACAAGAGCGGGAAAUCAAAAGGUUAUGGAUUUGUGGUGUUUGAUUCAGAAGAAGCAGCUGCAACUGCCUUAGCUUCCAUGGACAAUCAGUUACUCGAAGGCAGACACAUCAGAGUCGAAUAUGCUCAACCCAAAGGAGGUUUACAUCAGAAUGAGAACUGAUAUCUCAAUUUCUAAACUCAACUGAAAUUUCUGAUCUGUAGGUGAAGCACCAAAAACUCAAGACACUGCAUUUACUCUUUCGAAUUGUAACAGUGUGCAACUCAAAGUUAGUUUUUGGUGUAGAGACUCAAGUCGUUUUGUAAUUUGUACUGACACUAUAUGUUAUCGUCAAGGUUUAUUCAUAUUUGUUUGUUGGUGCUUC